CGGACACCGACAGUUUCAAUAGUCACCUUUUCCAGGCUGGCCUGCUGGACGGUUUCGCAAGGCAAGCUGGGAAUGCGUUCAAGCAAGACGGUAGCGCAGCAGGCACGAUGGGAUCCUCGCUGUGAUUGCAAGACGGGGAGAGUGGUGGCUGCCGUGUUCUCAAGCGUUAAGGUUAAGGCUGGUGAAAGGGCCUCAGUUGGCUGGGGCGCGGUGUGGGCCUGCGGUUAAAACAGUCCAACCCGGCUCCGAUCAAGUCGAGGCCCUGUUUCCUGCCAUCUGCUAGCAUACAUUUGAAACUCAAACCACCUCCUGGCGGGAGGGGACGACAGGAGAUAUAUCCACUGCGGCGCCCUCCUGUCUCGUGUUGCCCGUUCACCGUCAUCGCUGCGACACCAUUCCUGGUCUUCUGGAGGCCCGCGCAUUCUUACUGUCGUGUUGUAAUCAUUGGGAUCGCCCCAAGUCGGUGGAGAUAUACGGACACGAAUGCGGACAACACGCACGCGCGCCUCACGUUCCCCCCGUCGCAGCCGUCGUCGCCGUGCUACUGAUAACAGCCGCACCAUCCGGAUUGCGCAAGUAUACAAGCAAUUGUGCGCCGUAUCCCUAAUUAUCACCACCCACCACCAUGAAGCGAAAGUUCUCUUUCAACUUGGCGCCCGUUGUAAGAUUCCCAGCAAAAUGGACGCUGCCAAGGAGAAAACACCAGAGCCCACGCCCGCGCAAUCACAGCCGCAGAGAGAGUCCCAGUCACACAGGAGACACCACUUGAAGGACGAUUUUCCUCACCUCGCAGCCCACAUUAGCCGUCAAUCUCUCGAUGCACAAACAGAGCGAGAGCUGCGUGUGGCAUGUCGUCUCAUCCUGCAAAACUUCAAGCCAUCCGACCAUGGCAUGGAAGACACCGACCCUCGUCUGGACUUCGGUGCCAUGAACAGGCGCAGAGGAGAGCAGCAGAACGCUGUCCUAGGUGCGAACGAGGUUAGGGUUAGGAUGCCUACAGGAGCGCCGGUCGACCUGAAGACUGCCCUCGAAGCCAGGAGAUUGAGAGCUGAGGCGGAGGUAAAGAAGAACCCGCAGAGCACGUUACCCGUCCGCACAAGGUCUGCUCGGCAACGGUUCGACGAUGCGUUUGCCGAUGAGAGAGGGCGGUCGGCGACCAAGAAGUACGUCACUGCUAAGCCUCCGUCUGCGGAAACAGUGCAGAGAGGUCGUUCCCAGCGCACCAGGACAGAAUCUGGUGAUGCUGAUAGUCUGGCUACACCCAUGACCGGCUCUACCACCGAUGCCUACUUCAACCAUGCAUCGACUGCACCUUCGUCUGCGGCACUCACGUCAAGCGGGACAUCUAACCGUCAUUCUCGCCAACUCGAGCCAGCAGCGAUCGCAGAUGCUCAGGCCGCUGAGUGGAUGCGCAAGGAGCUCGAGAAGAGGAGGCAACAGAACGACUCCCCUCAGCAACCUCCCCCCACCACCAACCGACCACCGAGCCGUGCUCGUAGUAUCAAGGAGAACAUCAAAGAGUACAUCUUCCCAGGCAGCACAUCCAUAUCUCGUGCUCCAUCUCGAGCACUGAGUCGUACCCAGUCUAGGGAGUCUUUGGCUUUGUAUGAUGACGAUGGCGAGCCGAGGCGAAAUGGCUCUCAGCGUGGCUGGCGAAGCUGGGGCUCGGCACUGAGGGUCAACUCGAGAAGCAAUAGUAGGCCAGGAACGAGGGGCCGCGACGCUGAAGCAGAGCAGCCUAAGAAGUCCGAAGUCAACCUCAACCGAGAGCUACCGCCCCUUCCCAGCCUCGACUCCUGGAAGGAUGAAGUCAAGCCGCAACCGGAACUGUCGAGCUCACACAUUGCCAGUGUCAUGCGCGCGCACGACAAACAACAAGGUCCUUUCUCACCGACACGGAGCAACCACAGGAGAAGUGGCUCCGAUACUCUAGCCGUGCAAUACGCACAAGCCUACCCUCAGAGCCCAUCGCACAGCCAUCGAUCACCUAUGUACAACAAGCAAAAAGUCGAUUCGAAGAAGAACUCGCCCCGACCGGACCAAGGCGAAAUCUCGCAAGUAAUGACUGGCUGGUCUUCAACCGGCAAUCUCGCUCCCCGCAACGGCCACGUCCGCCACCAGAGCACCGACAACUCUUCCCCCGGAAAGAUGAGUAUGGAUCAGAACAACUUCUCACGGAAGAUCAGCAUGGACACACCAGAUCACCAUGCAUUUCCCAGCGCAGUCAAGUUGCAGAAGAAUCAGCAGCAGAGCAGGCUGAAAAAGGUGUUCAGCGGGUGGAUGCUCAAGAAAGAGAAGAAGGAGGAUUGGAUGCACAAGAUCGAGAAAGAAGGUGUCAAGGAGGGAGUUCUUGUGCAGGAGGGCGGUGCUCAUGUGCCUGUGGUGCGCUAUUAGACCUUGUGCUUUCGUAUUCUGGGGCUCGACGACCCAGGCAUGGACCAUUGCGUCGCGUGCGGCGCCCUCCCAGUACGUCUCAUCGAUUCGAGGGCGAGAGAGGGUAUAGGGCAUUGGGUAUUUCUGGUUCCCGUAUAUCUUUUCGUUUGGUUUGGCAUGGCGUUGGAUACGCAGACACGGCCGGUCCUAUUAGUUCGGCUUCCCCUCUUGCAUACUCGCAUUACACUCUUACUACUAGUCUUUUCACGAAGUAAUGCGUAAUGCGCUAUGAGCUGUACAUUACAUGGUAGCAGGCAAAUCUGGCAUUUCCAAACAUCUUCACAACAUAUUGUUUACUUUCCUCUGAAUCAUGAAGAUGCGAAUCCCGGCGUUUAAAGCAAC
Molecule: messenger RNA, 2775 nt
Organism: Macroventuria anomochaeta
Lineage: Eukaryota; Fungi; Ascomycota; Dothideomycetes; Pleosporales; Didymellaceae
Exons: 2
Coding region: 484-2394 (636 amino acids)
Source: RefSeq, a predicted model, not a curated record